This is a messenger RNA of Drosophila santomea, 1140 nucleotides long. RefSeq names its product replication factor C subunit 2 (gene RfC4). Gene Ontology annotation, molecular function: DNA clamp loader activity; DNA binding; ATP hydrolysis activity. Gene Ontology annotation, biological process: DNA-templated DNA replication; DNA repair. Gene Ontology annotation, cellular component: DNA replication factor C complex; nucleus. The record is from RefSeq and is a predicted model, not a curated record. Lineage: Eukaryota; Metazoa; Arthropoda; Insecta; Diptera; Drosophilidae. The coding region runs from base 83 to 1078 and encodes 331 amino acids. The transcript has 2 exons.
UCUGUUUUGGCGCCCAAGAUACGGUCACACUGCAGCCCCACGCUUAAAUUUGUUUGUGCGAAUUCGUGAAAUUGCACAUAAAAUGCCGGAAAACCCAGCUAUUACAGCGGACGACAAGCGCAGUCACUUGCCCUGGAUUGAGAAGUACCGCCCCGCAAAGUUCAAGGAGAUAGUGGGAAAUGAGGAUACCGUAGCAAGACUGUCCGUCUUUGCCACCCAGGGAAAUGCACCCAAUAUAAUCAUUGCCGGACCUCCUGGUGUGGGCAAGACAACCACCAUACAGUGUCUGGCCAGGAUUCUCCUCGGAGACAGCUACAAGGAGGCUGUCCUCGAGCUAAAUGCCUCCAAUGAGCGAGGAAUCGAUGUGGUCCGCAACAAGAUCAAGAUGUUUGCCCAGCAAAAGGUGACACUGCCACGGGGCAGGCACAAGAUUGUGAUUCUGGACGAGGCUGACAGCAUGACGGAGGGCGCCCAGCAGGCACUGCGCCGGACCAUGGAGAUCUACAGCAGUACUACGCGUUUCGCCCUGGCCUGCAACACCAGCGAGAAGAUCAUAGAACCUAUCCAGUCCCGCUGCGCCAUGCUGCGAUUCACCAAGCUAUCUGAUGCGCAAGUUCUGGCCAAGCUCAUCGAGGUGGCCAAGUGGGAGAAGCUUAACUACACGGAGGACGGACUGGAGGCCAUCGUGUUCACCGCCCAAGGUGACAUGCGACAGGGGCUGAACAACCUGCAAUCCACCGCCCAGGGAUUUGGCGACAUCACCGCCGAAAACGUCUUUAAGGUCUGCGACGAGCCGCAUCCGAAGCUCCUGGAGGAGAUGAUCCACCAUUGCGCUGCCAAUGACAUACACAAAGCCUACAAAAUUCUGGCCAAGCUGUGGAAGCUUGGAUACUCGCCAGAGGACAUCAUUGGAAACAUAUUCCGCGUCUGCAAGCGCAUCAACAUUGACGAGCACAUGAAGCUGGACUUUAUCCGGGAGAUCGGCAUCACGCACAUGAAGAUUGUCGAUGGGAUCAAUUCGCUGCUGCAGCUCACCGCCCUUCUGGCCAAACUCUGCAUUGCCGCCGAGAAGCAUUAGGUUUUUUAUGAACUAUAGUAUUAGACAUCUCACAGAUAAAUAAAAACAAAAACUAAAAAGUC